Messenger RNA from Brassica napus (rape), 1305 nucleotides. RefSeq lists its product as uncharacterized. The transcript is spliced from 3 exons. Lineage: Eukaryota; Viridiplantae; Streptophyta; Magnoliopsida; Brassicales; Brassicaceae. Bases 1 to 1305 code for a protein of 434 amino acids. The record is from RefSeq and is a predicted model, not a curated record.
AUGUUUCAUGGACUGUCAGCUGAGAUACCAAUGGAACACAAUGAAGCUUUUGAAGAAAUAUGCAGUUUCACUCGUGCAAACGGCGUCCCACCCGACUACAUCAAAUGCAUGCUGUUCCCAUUCUCUCUAGCGGACAAAGCUUCACGAUGGCUUAAGUCAUUACCUACAGGUUCCCUAACUUCUUGGGAACAGGUUAGAGCAGCUUUCUUGGGACACUUCUACACGAAAGCCAAAACAGCUGCCCUAAGGAACAAGAUCUCCUCCUUCAAGCAACUCACUAAUGAACCUUUCAACGAAGCUUGGGAACGGUUCAAUGAUACCCUCAGAGAGUGUCCUCAUCACGGGUUCGACGAUGACCAUGUUCUAGGAAUCUUCUACGAUGGUGUGGAAGGGGAGUUCUGCAAUGCUUUAAAUGCAGCGAGCAACGGAGAUUUCAUGACUCAAACCACAGAAGGAGCUCACGCGCUAAUAGAAAACAUGGCAGCUAGUUCUUCCAACAAAAACAAGGAGACUGACCGUUCCAAGAAGGUGAACAGCAUGGACACUAGGAAGAUUGAUGACCUCGCCGCUAAGGUCGAUCUGCUGCUCAAGAACAAUCAGAAUCAGAUCUAUGUCAUGGAAGAAACCAAUCUGGAACCAGGUACUACAGAUGCAGCAGCAGAAACCGAAACAUCGGAAGAAGAUCAGCAAGGGGUCAGUUACGUUAACGGGCAGGGUUGGCAGUUCAAGAAUUACCAUCCAAACCCUAAUGUGGGAAACAACCCGCAUCUGUUCUCAUACAAGACUAAUCCAGACAACCCCAACGACAGAUCUCAGAAUCAGAAUCAGAAUGGGAAGAUGUUCAUCCUCAGCCAGGCUCAUAAUCAAUCUCAGAACCGGCAGAAUAAUCCACAGGCUCCUCUUGCAACCGCGAGCGGUCCGCCUGAUGAACUGAAGGGAAUGAUGCAACAACUUCUGCAUGGUCAACAGAUUCAAGGAAAAGCACUGAAUCAGGCAACAUGGAACACUCCCCCAGGGAAAACAUACAAGAAUCCCAAGGACUGUAACACAGUCGAGCUAAGAAGUGGAAGACAUCUAUCAGAUCCAGUCCCCAAGAAGCUCAUUGCUCAAGAGAAGGGAAACCAGAAAGAGGGAGAACAACCUCCGCUUGAGGAUGUCCACGACGACCAUGAACCGGAACAGCCAACAGCCGCAGAACCAGUAGCUCCCACGACGCAAGAUCAAUCUGUUCCUACUCGUGUCUACAUUCCAAAGUUCCCUACCCAGUCCCUGCUAAGAAAUCACGCAUGGAUUGCGAAGAGAUGA